Enhydra lutris kenyoni (northern sea otter) is the source of this 793-nucleotide messenger RNA. RefSeq names its product CDC28 protein kinase regulatory subunit 1B. Gene Ontology annotation, molecular function: cyclin-dependent protein serine/threonine kinase activator activity; protein kinase binding; histone binding. The record is from RefSeq and is a predicted model, not a curated record. The coding region runs from base 92 to 331 and encodes 79 amino acids. Lineage: Eukaryota; Metazoa; Chordata; Mammalia; Carnivora; Mustelidae. Gene Ontology annotation, biological process: regulation of mitotic cell cycle. The transcript is spliced from 3 exons. Gene Ontology annotation, cellular component: cyclin-dependent protein kinase holoenzyme complex; SCF ubiquitin ligase complex.
AAAGCGAGGCCAAAGUGGGUGGGAGCGCGUGCUGCUGGGAGUUGUUUGGAGGUUGGCGGCGCGGGCCUGAAGGUCCUCAGACGGAGCGAUCAUGUCGCACAAACAGAUUUACUACUCGGACAAAUACGACGACGAGGAGUUCGAGUACCGGCACGUCAUGUUGCCCAAGGACAUCGCCAAGCUCGUCCCCAAGACCCAUCUGAUGUCUGAAUCGGAAUGGAGGAACCUUGGCGUGCAGCAGAGUCAGGGAUGGGUCCAUUACAUGAUCCACGAACCAGAACCUCACAUCUUGUUGUUCCGACGGCCGCUGCCCAAGAAGCCGAAGAAAUGAAGCCAGCGGCGCUUCAGCCUCGCGCUUCACGCAGCUGCCUCGCUCGCUGACAUCUUCCCGACAGCAUCAUUGUGUUGCCUUCUUGUUUCUCACUUUGGUAUUUAAAGGACGUUCAGGUCACUGUUGGAAUGUGCUGCUGCCCGCUUUGCUGGAGCAGAGCCGACAGCACCACGGCCCGGCCAGGGGAGCAAGUGGUCUUCCGCUGCGGCCUCCGCUGAGCGUUACCCCAGAAACCAUGCUGAGCUGUGCACCCGGCGGCACACAUGUGGUGGACAGAGGCAGCGUCCGAGGGUGAGGCCGUGGCUGCCACAGGGAUUGUGUAAACUUACUGUUUGGUUUUGUUUCCUGCCAGGUGUUGUAUGAUGGUGGUUUGUUUCAAUGUAUUGGAAACUUUUUAUUUUAUUCAAGAAAUCUGUUCCAUGUUAAAAGGCCUUGAUUAAAGAGGAAGUUUUUAUAAUCUAA